AUGACUGAUCUGGUGACGGACCGGCCGGCCGCACCCGUGCCGGAGGGCGUGGCCUCCCGGCUGCUGCAGGAGGCCGCGGCCGCCCUCAGUCAGGGUGUGAAGGCCUUCAAGGCCGAUGGCGCCGGCCAGGCGGCCAGCCAAUGGAGCUGGACACAGACGGUGCUGACCUCGGGCACCGUGUCGGACAAGCUGGCGGCGCGGCAGGCGCUGCUGCGCGCUCGGCCCCAGUUCGGCCUCCACCUCAUCGACGACACGGUCCGCAUGGUGGCCGCCAAGGGCAAGGGCCACGCCAUGCAGGCUAUGAACAUGCUGGCGGACCUGUUCGGGCAAUACCUGCUACCUCCGAAUCGGAAGCUAAAGUUGUUUGCCCAGCAGCCGCUAGGGGCGCUGCAGGACAUCGCCGGCGGCGAUCCCGCCGUUCGCAGGCGUCAGCUGAUUUUCUGGCUCUUCGAGGAGCGCCUGAAGGCCGCCUACAAGGAGUUUGUGGGCCGGGUGCGCGAGAUGGCGCACGACACGGUCGAGAAGUCGCGCAAGCACGGCGUCAACACGCUGGCGCAGCUACUGGUGGCGCACCCCGAGCUAGAGCAGACGCUGCUGGAGACGCUGGCCAAUAAGCUGGGCGACGAGAAGAAGUCGGUGGCGUGCCUGGCGGUGCGUCGGCUGAGCUCGCUGCUACGUGCCCACCCGGCCAUGCGCACCGUGGUCGUCAAGGAGGUGGAGCGGCUGCUGUUCAGGCAGAACGUGGGAAAGCGGGUGCAGUUCUACGGCAUCUGUUUCCUCUCGCAAGUGCAGUUCUCGGACGAGGGCGACGAGGCGCUGGCGCAGCGGAUCGUCCGCAUCUACGUCGGUUUCUUCCGCGCCUGCGUCAAGCAGGCGGAGCUGGACGCGCGUCUGAUGCGCGCCCUGCUGACGGGCCUCUCGGACUGCGUGGGCCGGGCGCGCCUGCUGGCCACCGAGCUGCAGCAGUACAUGCAGCCGCUACACCACAUCGCGCAGCUGGCCAACUUCGGCGUGGCCACGCAGGCGCUGCUGCUCAUGUUCCGGCUGACGACAGCCGGCGGCCAGACAGAGCCCACCGACCGUUACUACUGCGCGCUCUACAAGAAGCUGGUCCACCCGGGUCUGGCCACAUCGCAGAAGCUGGCCGACUUCCUGAACCUGGUGUACCGCUCGGUCCGGAUGGACUCGUGCCAGCCGCGAGCGCGUGCCUUCAUCAAGCGCCUGCUUCAGGGCUGCCUGCACCAGACGGCGGCGUUGGCCUGCAGCGUGCUGCUGCUCGUCUCCGAGCUGUUCCGGCGGCGGCCCGAGCUGGCGCACGUGGCCGGCCAGGCGACGGCCGCCGCCUGGACGGCCGACGACCACAGUGACGGCGAGGAGGCCCGGCGUCGGUACGCGCCGCUGUACCGCGAGCCGCGCUGGUGCCGCGCCGAGCUGGCGGCGCUGCACGAGCUGGCGCCGCUGGCGCGCCACUUGCACCCUACGCUGGCGCUGUUCGCCGGCCAGCUGAUUGCCGGGCGGCAGGCCCAGUAUUCGGGCAACCCGCUGCACGACUUCCAGCUGAUGCACUUCCUCAACAGGUUCUGCUACCGCAACCCGAAGAAGUCUGCCUCGGUGGCGGAGACGGCGCGUCGGCUGCCUGUCAGCUCUGCCGAGUACGCCCGGCUGGCACCCAGCCAGGUGCCGCACGACGAGAAGUUCUUCCACCGGUACUUCCAGUGGCGCGAUGAGCACGGUCUGACGGCGAGCGCCGCCGGCCGGCCGCUGACCGACGCCAGCGGUGACGUCACAGACGAAGCCUUCGACGACUUCCUGGACGGCUUCUUCGAGAAGAAGAGGAAGGCCGGCGACGGCGUCGACUUCCUGACAGAGAUCGCGCACGGCGCGAGGAGGCACUGGAGGAGGAUGAUGUCGACGGCGGUGACGACCUGAGCCAGACAGACAGACUGCUGGAGGAUGAGGAUGAUGAGGAAAAGGACAGUUUGGGAGACGACUCAGACGACGAUCCCGAGUUUCCAAUGAUGACCUCCGGAUCGCGUCCGGUGACCACCAGCAACACGCAGUCCAAG
Molecule: messenger RNA, 2066 nt
Organism: Pollicipes pollicipes
Lineage: Eukaryota; Metazoa; Arthropoda; Thecostraca; Pollicipedomorpha; Pollicipedidae
Product: CCAAT/enhancer-binding protein zeta
Exons: 15
Coding region: 1-1929 (642 amino acids)
Cellular component (GO): nucleus
Source: RefSeq, a predicted model, not a curated record